This is a messenger RNA of Ctenocephalides felis (cat flea), 4325 nucleotides long. RefSeq lists its product as uncharacterized. The record is from RefSeq and is a predicted model, not a curated record. The coding region runs from base 119 to 4036 and encodes 1305 amino acids. NCBI's taxonomy places the organism in Eukaryota, Metazoa, Arthropoda, Insecta, Siphonaptera, Pulicidae. The transcript is spliced from 12 exons. Gene Ontology annotation, molecular function: protein binding.
UAGAGUUUUUAAUAAAUAUAAUCAAGUGACAUUUUCCGAUAAUUAUUUUUUCAUUAUAUUCUACACUAUUUCCUAUCCAUAUUAUUUCGGUUUACAUGAGCUAUAAAACCAAAAUAAAAUGGCUUAUGUGAACGUUGCGGAAUGGUCUCCGGACCAGGUAACAGAUUGGCUAAAAGGAUUGGAUAGUGCAAUUUGGAACUACAUACCCUACUUCUUAAAUAAUGGAAUUGUUGGUAAAACACUUUUACAAAUUCGACCAGACGAGUUACAGAAAUUGGGAAUGGAUAAAAUAGGACAUCAGGAAAUAGUUUUAGAGGCUGUUGGACAUCUGCGUAACUUUCAUUAUGAUCUUGACCGAGAAAACUUGCAACACUUAGCACUUAAAUUAAGUACAGCUGCAACGUCACUAUAUAGAGAACUUUGCCACUGUGAGGACAGCAAUAAACUAGAAACACAAAUUUUGAGUAGUGUGACACAUACUAUUUCAACAAUAAAACCUAUGGCUUGUUGGCUGGAUAGAUCACCAUUUAGCGGGCAGAUGGAAUUUACAGAAAAAAGAGCAAAUUUACUGAAGCUAGCAAUUGACAUGGCUACAAAUGGACAAAGAGAUAGAUUUGCUGAUAAACCCGUGGCUGAAAUAAGUAGAAUGGCUAAUCAGCUGGCUAAAUUGGCUGAUGAAAUUAUACAAGAUAUAACUGAUCCUAUGUUAUUACAACCUGCUAGCUUAGACUUGGCCACAUUAAAAAAAAGAGAAAAUGAUUUAGGAUUUAGUAUUCUUCCAAAUUAUCAUGGAUCUUUGCAAAUUUCAGAUAUAAAAUUUGGUUCCCCAGCCCAUAUUAGUGGCAAAAUUGAAGAAGGCGAUGAAAUAGUUCAAGUAAAUUAUCAAACAGUGGUGGGUUGGCAAAGACAAAAGGUGUUAUUAUUAUUUCAAGAAUCCCCUCCAGAUGUAUUACUUACAUUAAAAAAGCGCCCUAAACAUACUAAAAUUUAUGGCCAGAUAUAUAUGAAACCUUAUAGAUUACCGAGUAAGAAACGUGCUCUACCAUUUACAAGAUGGCAUGAAAAUUUGCCAUCCCCAAGACCAGAAUUAUUAGCAAUUCCUGACUUUGAUUUUCCAUUGUCAAGAAACAUCAAGCCAAAUCCUGAACCGGUAGUUGACACAUCUGAUAGUUCCGAUUCUGAUAGUGAUAUUUUAACUAAUCAAAGCCCAACUGUACAAAAUAUUAUGUGUGAUAAAACCAGAUUCUAUCUUCCUAAACCGAGAAGUGUUCUGCAAAGGAGGAAUACUAUCUCUGGAUCUAGUUCUUUCUAUAACCGAGGAAAUUGUGAUGUAAAGUUUUGGAAAGAGCUCAAACAAAGUGCUAAUCACACUGGAUCCAGCUAUGAUACUCAUCAACUUGAAAAUGAUAUAAAUCUCUCUGACCCUUUAAGCCUACGAGAUAAAUCAGCAUCUUGCGGUUAUGGUUUGGAAUUAUCUCCUAGACCGAAAACAGUACUUGGUGUCAGUUUAAAUGCAAAAGCCAACAACAAAAUAAAAGAUGAUAAAGCAUUACCUAAUACAUUUAAGACUGAAAUCAAAUGUUUUAUUAGUGGAGAGGGUAAUGUUAUUGAAAACAAAAUUGAAGAAAUAUCAGAACAAAAGAAUUUGAAAAGUGUUCGAUUUGAUACUUCAAAGAAUGAUAAUGAGAUACAUCUGGAUGGUCAAAUAUCAACAGGUGUUGAUAUUAUACCAUUUGUUGAUGAUGAGAAUACAAAUAAUAUAAGUUUGGAAAUGACAGAAAAUAUACUGGAUACAGAUAAAAUUGAAAGCUUUGAGGAAAAUUUAUGUUCAACAGAAAAUGAGAACACGAAUAUAAAAUUUGUUUAUCCGCAGUCAAAUAACCAGGAUGAUUUAACACAAAGUACUGUGCAAAAUGCUACAAUUAAAUCGUUAUCUAGCACUUCUAAAGAAUUUCGAACUCCCAACAUAGAAUUAAAACCUGUAGCUGAACCAAGAACUGUUUUUCUUUAUGCUCCUUCACCUCCUCCCAGGCCUCUAAAUACAUUAAAACCUGCUGUUACUGCUCGAAAACUUAUACAAAAUAGUAGUGAUUCUAAAAUUAAUUCUCCCAAAUUAACACAAGACAUAAAAGUUUCUAGUCCAGUUGCAAGUUCACUUGUACCAGCCCAAAAACUAGCUUGUAAUGAAAGCCAUUUAUUUCUUACAAAAUCUUCUGAUACUGCAAAGAUAUCAUCUCCAGGUGUGAUGUCUCUAUUGGGGAAAAAUAGGAAUAUCAGGAAAAAGAAUUCUCUUUUAAAUAAGCGUCGUGCAAUAUCUGGUAAAGCUUUAUUGCAAACUGUUCCACCACCAAUUAAACAUGGUUGGUUGUAUCAAAGAUUGCGUUCCAAAAAUCAUCAAGUUCCCAAGUGGGAAAAAAGAUUAUUUAUUCUAAUUGAUAGUACCUUGUAUGGAUUUUCUUCUUUGGAGGCAUCUAAAGCUAGUUGCAUGUUGAUUCUGCCAGGAUAUACAGUAUCUCUGGCAACUGAAGUAAAGUCUCGUGAACUGGCAUUCAGAGUUUAUCAUACAGGUAUAGCAUUUUAUUUUUCAGCAGAGAAUCAAGAUGAACUGACACAAUGGCUACAACUUCUGGGUCAAGCAACUCUUAGUCAUGAAAAUUUGAAUGAUAAAGAAUAUUCAAAAUUAUACUCUGAAAGUGAUACUUCUGACGAUGAUAAAGAUAACAAUGACCAAAGCAUUGAUAAUUCUGACCAAUCCACAUCAUGUGUUCGUAAAACAGAAUCAAAAAGCACAUCAUCGACUGAUAAAGCAGGAAAAUCAGAUAAAAGUCACAAUUCAAAGUUUGGAUCAUUAAAAAAGUUUGCCAGAUAUAAACAGACAUCGGAAGAAAGUUCUGGUUCUUCAACUAGUUUAGAUCGGAAGUAUCUUAGAUUUUUUUCUAAAAAUACUGAGAAAUCAAAAAAUGCUGAUAAAGCAAUUAUCAAAGCAAAUUGUGAUAUGCCUAUUCCUACAGCACAAUAUCGUAGUUAUAGAAAAAUUCCUCAGAAUAUAUCGACUCCUAGUCCCAGUUUUCAAGUUUCUGAUUACUCACUAUCAGAAGAUUUUAAGAACAAAACAGAAAUGAAAGAUAAUAUAAAUGUCUUAAAACAGGAUUCAAGUAAUAGUUCCCUUAAGCAUACAAUCAAAAUUUCUACAAUUAAUUAUACACAUGCAUCAAAUCCCAAUUUGGUGGAUUUUGAUGCUACUGAUUUUGCCAAUAAGACUCAUCAAUUUAAAAGCCCUUUAGAAAAAUCACCAUUAAGAUCUGAGAGUUUAAGUGGCUUUGUAACUCUAGAACAAUUUAUGCUAAAUAAGCAGAAAGAAGACCAUAUGCAAGCAUAUUCAAACCGUGUUAUAUGUGGUGUAGAAGGUGGUAAAGUUAAAGACAUUAAUGUGAAUAAAACAUUUAAAGAUAAACAUAAUUUAGCUGGCAAUGAUGAAAUUCACAAACAGUUGCAGAAAAUUGUACCAGAUGUUAUUUAUGGACAAUUAAAUCAGGAUACCAAAUCUCUUCCUAGAAAGUUACUCAAUGUUCAAAAUAGAACAUUGCCCAAAACACCCGAUACUUAUCCAGUUAAAAAACAACCAUAUAAAUCUUUGCCACGAAAAUUAUUUCAAAGCCGACUUGAUGACAAAGAAUAUGAAAUGAUUCAUGUUAGCGAUGAUGAUGAAAAUGUAUUUGGUACAAAUCAAGCAAAACCAUCUUAUAAUGAUUACAAAUGCGAAAGAAAUAGAAAAAAAUCCAAUGAUCAAUACACAUGUGAUGAGGGCAUUUCUGUCUUAUCAAAUAAAGAGUUUAAUGAAGCGAAUGACAGUCUGUCGGAUAAGAGGAAAUAUGUUAGAGAUGGUUUUAGAAAUCUAAAUAGCAAUUUAUUUGCAAUUGAAAAAUCUUCAAAAUAUACUACAGAGUUAAAACCUGUUACUCAGUAUACGCCGAUGAAUUUGCCUAUGAAGAAAAUAGCAAAUCAAACAGUGGAUAUUAAUCUUGACAAAAGGUAAAUAAUAAUACUAUUAUUUAAUAUUCCAUAACAAGAUAUCUUUUGAUGCGAUUAAAUUAAUUUAAUUGCCAGGAUUAGAAUCAGAUUCAAAAGGAAUUCUUGUAUUGUUUGUAUCUUACGUGCUUCAUUUAAUUUCUUUUGAUAGGAAAGAUUAAAUAUGGUCAGACUUAAAUAAAUACUUAUUAUCAUUUUUAAACAUAACAAUUAAAUGAUUUAAAUUGUAAAUACUAUUUAUAAUUACAAAAAACUUAAGGAAAUUGCUGCUUUUAGUUAUUCUGCAGAGCACAUAC